AGGGACGCUGCUGGGUGGUGCAUCGCGCGUGUGUGAGAUUCUGAGAGGCCGCCGAUUGAGGGCGCUGCUGCCGUGCUGGGCCUGUGAAAGAAUUGUCAGCUUGCGCGGUGGCUUCGUGAAGCGGCCAGAUCCAAAUCUCGAUUCUGGGCGGAGAGAGAGAAAAGGCUGGAGGCGCCUCACGGCUUUUACGGAAGCCUCUUCCGUUCCUGUGACCCGCUGAAGAAAUCUUUUGAUCAGGCCGUUGGAUUGUUCUCAAAUAUGGACAGAAAUCCAUCACCACCUUCUAGUGAUGGAGAGGAGGAGGAUGUGGUUCCUGAGGAUUCUAUUGGAAAUACAGUCUAUAGCAAACACUGGUUUUUCAGCGUCCUUACAAAACUAAUUGAGGUUAUUAGCCCUAAAAAAGAAGAUUCUGAGUUGAACAGUGUUGAAGAACAGGUGGAGCUGGAUGAAGAUAUGGAGAAUGAUAUUUGCAAAGUAUGGGACAUGUCAAUGGAUAGGGAUGUUGCUUUAUUUCUACAAGAGUUUAAUGCCCCUGAUAUAUUUAUGGGUGUGUUUGCCAAGUCUAAGUGUCCACGGCUUACUGAAAUCUGUGUGGGAAUACUGGGUAAUAUGGCCUGUUGCCAAGACGUAUGCAUGUCCAUUAGUAAAGAUGAGAACCUUGGACAGAUGGUGUUGCAACGUUUAUGUGAUUCCGAUUCUCCUACUCUGCUUGAAACAAGCAGGUUGUUGCUGACUUGCCUCUGCCAAACUGACGUGGCCAGUAUUUGGGUGGAAACAAUUCGAGAAAGUCCCUCAGUGUAUGACUGUAUCUGUUUUAUCAUGUCUAGUUCAACAAAUGUGGAGUUGCUAGUGAAAAUAGGUGAGGUGGUCGAUAAGUUGUUUGACUUGGAUGAAGAAUUAAUGUUAAACUGGAUUAAGAAAGGUUCUUGUCAGUCAGUGGUGCAGCCUGCAGAUGAUUCUCGAGAUGAGGUUCCAGAUUUCAAGAUUGUGCCUUGUCUGCUUGAAGCUGUAAAACAAAUCUGCUCAGAUAAUAGUUCUGAAGGACUUGAUGUUUAUAUGCAUAUCCUCCAGCUGCUCACCACUGUGGAUGAAGGCAUUCAUGCUAUUGUACAGGCUCCUGAUAAUGGAAAAGAAACUUGGAGUUUGCUGUAUGACCUUUUUUGCCAUGAACUCUGCCAGCCAGAUGAUCCACCAAUUAUUGUUCAAGAACAGAAGACAGUCUUGGCAUCUAUUUUGUCUGUGUUAUCCGCCAUCUUUGCUUCACAGACUGAACAGGAAUAUAUCAAGAUGGGGAAAAAUAUGCCUCUGAUUGAUAGCCUGACUAGAGUCUUGCAAAACAUGGAUGAAUGUGAGAAGAAAUCUGUAGACAUCUCCAACAAACCCAAGUCAGAGGAGGCUGAGAAGUUGGGAAUAGCUGAGGAAGAUUUCCAUUUUAAAAUCUUGAAAGACAUAUGUUGUGAGCUACUCUCCAAUAUGCUUCAGGAACUUUCGAAGGAAAACAUACUGGAGGGGCUCAAGCAAGGCCAUCUAAAUGAACAGAAAUGUUCUUGUGCAUUUCAAAACCUUCUCCCAUUGUAUCUCUCUUCGGUGGAGAAUUUUCUUGAAGUGCUGAAAGAAGCUGAUCAGGUCCUUGCAGGCAAUUUAAGGAAAAAAAUCCCAAGUUCGAGACUCCAAGAAUAAGAGCAUAUGUAUUGUAUUGUCUUACAGAAAGAUUUUGUAUCUUUUAUUACUGUUUUAAGAAAGCAAUGUGUGAAGAAUUCAGAACUUUGUCAUAUUUCUUAAACUUCUCUGACACUCAGACAAGCGUUUUCAUAAAACAAGGAUGGAAGUGAUGGAGAAUGGCACGCAAAACAGACUUUAGGAGAGCUUGUUUUCCAUCUGCAACUCCACAUUUCUAAGUGUUGUACAUGAGGGGGAAUACGAACAGUUUUAUUUGUUAGUAGCCAUUGAAAUUGUCUGCCUCCACUUAGUUGCCAGAACAAAUAUGCUUCAUUAAAACUACAGUUUGUAUGUAGUUUCAAAAAGUUACCUUUGAAUGGUAAUGUUAAUUACAAAAUAAGAUGUUCUGAAGGAGAUAUCUGUUGCUAUGUUAUGUGCAAGCUUAUCCUAAUGUCGUUUUCUGAAGGGGUAGAAUUGUAUCUUGUUACAAGCUGUUUGCUUUCAGCUCAUAGUGGCAAUGGAAUUUUUCAGCCAGGAAAAAAAUGUAACUAAACAGGCCCUAAAAAAUGAUAUUAUAGCUGGGAUCCACUUGAAACAAGUGGCUGCUCUACUUCCGUAUGGGAGCUUUUUAAUACCUCCCCCUUGAAGAAGCAGCCUCCAUGCUCCCUGCAAACCCCUUUCCAAUGGUUCCUGCAAAUUGACAAAUACAUAUGAUAUAAAGAGCUGCUGUUAAAAGGAGUUUUUGUCAUUUUUCCGUGUGUACAAGCAGAGGUGAGUUUGAAUCUCACACUGUGUGUGUGUGGCAUUUUUAUAUGCAACUAUCAGUGAAACUGGUUUUAUAUGUAUAAUGGAAAUUUAUUCUUGAAACAGAUUUUACAUAAGAUGUUUAUUAAACACACACACUAGAAUGAUUUUA
Messenger RNA from Rhineura floridana, 2575 nucleotides. It is a transcript of the gene SAAL1, whose product is annotated as serum amyloid A like 1. Bases 259 to 1680 code for a protein of 473 amino acids. The transcript is spliced from 13 exons. The record is from RefSeq and is a predicted model, not a curated record. NCBI's taxonomy places the organism in Eukaryota, Metazoa, Chordata, Lepidosauria, Squamata, Rhineuridae.